This is a messenger RNA of Hyalella azteca, 1192 nucleotides long. RefSeq lists its product as uncharacterized. The coding region runs from base 74 to 1192 and encodes 372 amino acids. NCBI's taxonomy places the organism in Eukaryota, Metazoa, Arthropoda, Malacostraca, Amphipoda, Hyalellidae. The record is from RefSeq and is a predicted model, not a curated record. The transcript has 3 exons.
GGUUCCAAAAUGAGUUCCGGUACGAAAAGGAAUGAUGAUUCGGCAGAGGCAGUUAAGAAAAUAAUUUCUGGCAAUGCUGAUGAUGGAGAUCCAAAAAAGUAAAAAAGAUCCAAUGCCUUUAAUGAUAACUGAAAAAGAUGCGUUAUUUAAGCAUUCGUUCGGUUCAAACAAUGAUAAAAAUAUAUAUGACGAGGGGAAGCCAAAAUCGAUUUUUCUUGAAGUAACCCAUGGAAAAGUGAACAACACGGACGUUUUCGAAAAGGACAGCAUGAAAGAAAACGAAGCUUUUCAUGGGUAUGACUCUCUUAAAAAGAACGAAUCUAAGCAAAAAUCGUCAGAAGAAAACACUGUGUAUGAGACAAAAAGUCAAGAAAGAAUCGCUGUAAUAUUUAGAGGUGAUGAUAAUGCUGACAAACAUUCACAUAUAUCCGACAAAUCUCUCGAGUUGGAUCACCUGAACGACAUUUCUGCGGUCGACAAAGUGAAACCUGGAAUUUUCAGAACCUUUUUCGGAAAAGUCAACGAGAAACUCCAGAAAACGUCGCCGCAGUUGGAUUGCAUUGAAACGAAACAGCCCAACAUCUUCAACGAUGGUAAACUCGAAUUAAAGAAAAGCGCAACAGAAGAAAAAGUCACAACAGGAGCCGGCGUGACGUCACGCCCCCGGCAGCGCGUGUCGCUGGUGAACUUCUCGUGCCUCACCAAGGACAGGAUCUUCGUGGGGGCCUCGGACCUCACGAAGGGGGCGCGGGGGGCGAUGCGGGAGUUCUGUCGUAAGACGACCGCACAGGGCUUUAGCCACAUCGUCGAGCCACGAUCCACGUGGCUCGUGCGGACCUUCUGGGGCAUCGCCACAUUCGCGUGGUGGGUGUUAUUAUACAAUACAAUAACUGCCCUCCGAAAAGGCGUUGGGAUCAGAGUCCGCGGUUCAGCGCCCUCCGAACAGGCGUUGGGAUCAGAGUCCGCGGUUCAGCGCCCUCCGAACAGGCGUUGGGAUCAGCGUCCGCGGUUCAGCGCCCUCCGAACAGGCGUUGGGAUCAGCGUCCGCGGUUCAGCGCCCUCCGAACAGGCGUUGGGAUCAGCGUCCGCGGUUCAGCGCCCUCCGAACAGGCGUUGGGAUCAGCGUCCGCGGUUCUGCGCCGUAAUCAAUUGGUCUGCAUAUUCCUGUAUGUUUAGCGCCCCAUUUAAUUAG